Dentiscutata heterogama is the source of this 259-nucleotide messenger RNA. Lineage: Eukaryota; Fungi; Glomeromycota; Glomeromycetes; Diversisporales; Gigasporaceae. The record is from the annotation of a GenBank genome assembly.
UAACUUUUAAUACUUCUGCAAAGCGUAUCACUCCAUUAUUGUUUGUAAAUGAAGAUAAUAAAAGUAAACUUUAUCAAGCUAUUCGAAAUUUGAGAGCUAAUGGUGGUACCAAUAUUGGAAAUGGUCUUAAACUAGGUUUGGAUAUUUUGACUCAAAGGACAACAAAGAAUUCUAUUAGUGGAAUGAUUUUACUUUCUGAUGGUAUGGAUAAUAAGGAACAAUCUUAUGAACAUUUGUAUGAAAGAGCUCGUGAAGCCGA